AUGGCGCGUCGGUCCGGAGCGGCUCGCCAGCUCGCGGCCCCCCCCCGCGCAGUCCCCGGCCCGGGCUCGCCGCCGGAGCGGCCGGUCGUCGGAGAUGUGCAGUCCGGGAGCCUGUCGCCUGACUUGGCCCCUGAUGUCUUCUUCUUGCGGGUGCGGCUGGAGGAUACCGGGGAGAUGUUCCGGGUGACCAACUGCCACGGCGACAUGACCGUGCGGGAGCUCAAGGAGGAGCUGGACCUGAUGGUUGGCAUCCCCUUCAACCUGCAGCGGCUCCAGUACCUCGACCAAGGAGUUUUGAUGGAUGGUGCUACGUUGAAGUUCCAUGAUGUGGUUCCUGGUGGAAUUGUUUCAUUAUGUAUCUGGCAUUAUGACGGAUGGACAGAGCUCGUGGUGGCAGCCGUGGAAGGAGAUCCCAGCAAGCUCUCUUGCGUCGGCGUCUCCGAGGACUGCUACUACCGAACCCCGAACUCAGAACGUUUUAGAGAUGAGGAGUGGAGGCAGUGGCGCGCUCAGAGGGCGUUUGUGGCGUUGUAUAUCACCUCGCACAGAGGCCACGCCGAGGCGACACAGUACCUUCUAGAGCAAGGUAGUUCUGGAGCCAACUCCCUCGGCAGGUCCCCGCUGGGCAGGACACCGCUGCACGUGGCCGCAGCCAUGGGCCGGCUGGACUGCAUAAGCCUCCUGUUCAAGUGGGGGGCCCUCAUCCACAACAGAGACGCCAAGGGGGAGACCCCCAUCUCCAUCGCCCGCCGCCUGAACCGCAAGCAGAGCGUGUGGCGGAUGUUCCUCCUACACUGGCUGGCCCAGAGCAGGUCGGUGGACGCGAAGGACGUGACCGUGACCGUGAAGAAGGCUCUGAAGGGUGUCAAGGCUGGGGCCGGGCCCACGAGGAAGACCCCACAUUAGCUCCUGCUGGGCACGUUUGCCCGCCGAAGCGGACUCGGCUAACUUUCCCAAGUUUAAUCCCGUGGUGGCCCUUGGUGAGCAAAAAUGCAGGUAAACAUGGCAAUUAAUUCGAACCAGAUACUAAAUUAUCUGUCCUGUUUGCAAA
Messenger RNA from Microcebus murinus (gray mouse lemur), 1051 nucleotides. RefSeq names its product ankyrin repeat domain 60 (gene ANKRD60). The record is from RefSeq and is a predicted model, not a curated record. NCBI's taxonomy places the organism in Eukaryota, Metazoa, Chordata, Mammalia, Primates, Cheirogaleidae. Gene Ontology annotation, molecular function: protein binding.